Molecule: messenger RNA, 1704 nt
Organism: Marmota flaviventris (yellow-bellied marmot)
Lineage: Eukaryota; Metazoa; Chordata; Mammalia; Rodentia; Sciuridae
Gene: Plekhd1
Product: pleckstrin homology and coiled-coil domain containing D1
Source: RefSeq, a predicted model, not a curated record
CACCCCCAUUGCCUCCCACCGUUCACCCGGUCCCUGUCGGCCCCCGGGGAGAGCGUGGGCCCGGCCGGGGUCAGCCCGACUGAGGCAGGAUGUUCACGUCCAAGUCCAACUCCGUGUCGCCCUCGCCGUCCCUAGAGCAGGCCGACUCCGACGCGCUGGACAUCAGUACCAAAGUGCAGCUCUACGGGGUGCUGUGGAAGCGGCCCUUCGGGAGGCCGUCAGCCAAGUGGUCCCGGAGGUUUUUCAUUAUCAAAGAGAGCUUUCUGCUUUACUACUCUGAGAGUGAAAAAAAGAGCUUUGAAACCAACAAAUACUUCAAUAUACAUCCUAAGGGUGUCAUACCCCUUGGGGGCUGCCUGGUGGAGGCCAAGGAAGAGCCCAGCAUGCCCUAUGUCAUGAAGAUCUCCCAUCAGGACUUCCAUGGGAAUGUCUUGCUGGCUGCCGAGUCCGAGUUUGAACAGACGCAGUGGCUGGAGAUGCUCCAGGAGUCUGGAAAGGUGACCUGGAAGAAUGCCCAGCUGGGAGAAGCCAUGAUCAAAAGCCUGGAGGCCCAGGGGCUGCAGUUGGCUAAGGAAAAGCAAGAGUAUUUAGACAAACUGAUGGAAGAGACAGAAGAACUCUGCCUUCAGCGGGAGCAGAGAGAGGAGCUUGAGCGUCUGAACCAGGUGCUGGAAGCCGAGAAGCAGCAGUUUGAGGAGGUGGUACAGGAGCUGAGAGUGGAGCAGGAGCAGAUCAAGAGGGAGCUAGAACUGACUGCAAGAUGCCUCAAGGGUGUGGAACAAGAGAAAAAGGAACUGAGGCACCUCACGGAGUCCUUACAGCAGACACUGGAGGAACUAUCCAUAGAGAAGAAGAAGACUCUAGAAAUGCUGGAGGAGGAUAAGAACCAGCCACAGUCACUGACCAAUCAGAGUGAGCAGCCACCUGCCAGUGGGGGUCUCCAGAGUAACCUAAGGCAGAUUGAAGAGCGGAUACAGCAGCUGUUGGCGGAGAAACUCCUAGCGGAGAAGCGGAUGAAGGAGAAUGAGGAGCGCUCACGGGCCCUGGAGGAGGAGCGGGAGUUCUACUCAAGCCAGUCCCAGGCACUGCAGAACUCGCUGCAGGAGCUGACGGCAGAGAAGCAGCAGGCCGAGCGGGAACUCAAGGCCGAGGUGAAGGUCCGCAUGGACCUGGAGAGGCGUCUGCGGGAGGCAGAAGGGGCCUUGAGGAGCCUGGAACAAGGGCUCAACUCCAAGGUGCGGAAUAAGGAGAAGGAGGAGAGGAUGCGGGCAGAUGUGAGCCAUCUGAAAAGGUUCUUUGAGGAGUGCAUCCGGAACGCGGAGCUGGAGGCCAAGAUGCCCGUCAUCAUGAAGAACUCCGUCUACAUCCACAAGGCGGCCACGCGUCGCAUCAAGAGCUGCCGCUUCCAUAGGCGUCGGUCCAGCACCUCUUGGAACGACAUGAAGCCCUCCCAGUCCUUCAUGACCUCCCAGCUGGAAGCCAACAACAUUGAGGAGCUCAAGGAGGUGGCCAAGCGACUUAGCCGAGACCAGCGCUUCCGGGAAUCCAUCUAUCACAUCAUGGCCACCCAGCCUGGAGCUUCCUCUGCGCUUCCCCGGGGUGCAAAGUGAAGGGCACUCCUCCCACCCCCAAGUCAUUCCUGGGUGGGGCCGCAGAGGGAGAACUGACUCCCCCAGGCUCCUCCCUACCAGAGCGCCACCUGGG